Molecule: messenger RNA, 271 nt
Organism: Sclerotinia trifoliorum
Lineage: Eukaryota; Fungi; Ascomycota; Leotiomycetes; Helotiales; Sclerotiniaceae
Source: the annotation of a GenBank genome assembly
AUGGAGGUGGGCAAGCGUUUAGGUUCUACUCUCAAAGGGCAGAUAGAUAGGCAAGUGAAUUCGCAUUAAUAAGGUGAGCUAGCAACAAGAUGGACUGACAAUAUUGAGAUGGAUAAACGCUCAAGCUUCUGUCCUCAAAAUUUUGCCUAUACAAUCAACUUCGAUGGAAUCGAUUGAGUUCACAUACACUGCAAAAACAAUGGAUUGUAUUUCCCUCAAUAUGAUCAUUAUAACUCUCUCAUACAACUUCAAUCGACUUUUCACAAAAUAA